Molecule: messenger RNA, 493 nt
Organism: Olea europaea var. sylvestris
Lineage: Eukaryota; Viridiplantae; Streptophyta; Magnoliopsida; Lamiales; Oleaceae
Product: CASP-like protein 4A3
Exons: 2
Coding region: 40-357 (105 amino acids)
Source: RefSeq, a predicted model, not a curated record
UUGAUGUAAUAUUUUUUGUGGCAUAGGUACUGUUUAACCAUGAAUGUUAUUGGAUUCGUAUAUUCUGGAUUUCAAGCAUGUGAUCUAGCCUACCAUUUGGCCACGGGAAAACAUGCAGUCUCUCACCAUCUGCGUUUCCAUUUUGAUUUCUCAAUGGAUCAGAUUCUGGCUUAUCUGCUAAUGUCAGCAUCAUCUUCAGCAGCUACGAGGGUGGACGACUGGAUGUCUAACUGGGGGAAAGACGAGUUCACAUUGAUGGCCAGUGUUUCUAUCGCGAUGUCAUUCCUGGCUUUUAUCGCCUUUGCCAUGAGCUCUCUCAUAUCUGGUUACAACCUUUGUUACUACGAGUCGACUUGACUUGAUUUCUCGCCAGUCUACCUCUGUACAUUCUUGUUUAUUUUUUUCUUUUAAUAAUUUUGAGUAUCUUAUGAAUUGAUAACUUAUUUCCGAAUAAAUUCUAAAAUUGUACAGAUGUAGUGAUGGUUUGAUAGGA